Planococcus citri (citrus mealybug) is the source of this 1912-nucleotide messenger RNA. It is a transcript of the gene ave, whose product is annotated as Protein aveugle. Bases 200 to 520 code for a protein of 106 amino acids. The record is from RefSeq and is a predicted model, not a curated record. Gene Ontology annotation, biological process: cell surface receptor protein tyrosine kinase signaling pathway. Gene Ontology annotation, cellular component: cytoplasmic side of plasma membrane. NCBI's taxonomy places the organism in Eukaryota, Metazoa, Arthropoda, Insecta, Hemiptera, Pseudococcidae. The transcript is spliced from 4 exons. Gene Ontology annotation, molecular function: protein binding.
CAUGUUUUCAAUCUUCAAUUGCACCUCAUUCACCUGCAAGCUGACAAAAUAAAGUCCAGUAGCAAUCUGUAAUCAAAAUUGCCAAAAACUGAUCUGAUAAGUUAAUUGCUAAUUAGAUUGCUUUUAGUUCUCAAAUACGUCUUUUUCACCAGUUGCUUGUUUGCUUUUCAGUAUAUUGUGCUUCUAUAUUUACUAUAAAAUGGUCGAAGAAAGCAUCUACGCUAAUAAAUCAAAAAACAGAGCAGCUAGACCGAAAUUAGUCUACCUUUGGACUGUAGCAGAUGUACAGAAAUGGUUCAGAAGGCACUGCGGCGAUUACAACGCUUUAUAUGGCGAUUUAUUCACUCAACACGAUAUCACCGGCAGAGUACUAGUUCGUAUCAACGAAACCAAGUUAUUAAGACUGGGCGUAAUUAAUCCAGAUCAUAGACAAGAAAUCUGGCGCGAAAUCCUCAAAUUAAAAUUGAAAACCGACGUACUGGAGAUCAGAGAUAUGCAAAGGAAACAAAUUUACGAUUGACAUAGCAGGUCCUGUACGUAUGAAUCAGAUACCGAGAACCCGGAGCAUUUCCUGUACUUGCAGAUCCAUCUGGUAUCUUCUAUCAGAGGCGAACAACUUACGAGAGAAGCGUGGUUACAUUUCGGACAAGUUAUCGUACUGUUGUUAGUACCUAAUUCGGUUGGAUCGGCGCAUCUGUCGCAAGUACAAUCGAAAAAUUUCGUCUCUUUUAUAUGAGCUCUUCUUUUCACCGUUCCCUGUUAAUUAACCAAUGUGUAGGUAUACUGACCACCUUAAACGAUUUAAUUUUUAAUUCGAUUCGUAUGUAUUUAAUACUCACGUGCAAUGUGUACGCGUAACUGAUAGUGAUCGGUUCACCUUUCGGUAUAUCUACCGAAGCUCUUACUUUGAGUUGGAAGUGUUCGUCGUUUGUAUGAAUUGUAUUCGGUACGCAGUUAUGAGAUAAUAAGAAAGCUAAAGGAAAUAACGCUCGUAAACUCAGUUCAUCUUUCGUUACCUCGAAACAGUUCACCUAAAAGAUUCCAAAUUAUCGAUUCAAAAGUCAAAUUGGCUGAAAAAAUUACAACUCAACUCGAAACGAACCUCUAAAAUACCGCAGACCGUAUGAAUCUCAUCCGGAUCGAAAUAUUUUUGUAAUUUUUCCACCACGGUUUUAGUAUUAAGAUUCCAUAUGUUUUUUAUGCUUCUUCGUAUGUUAUUAUGAGAUUCCAUACUCAGCAACGUAUUCCAUUUUGACUGAGACGAUCUUUUGAGUAAUAAACAUCUUAGAGGAACGAUAAAAUUAUAAACGUUGAUUACGUCUCGUUGCAUUUCACCAUCGAACGAUAUUUCUGCCAGUAUUUUACAUUCGCCAACGUCGUGGCCGGUUCUUUUAUACAAACCCGAACAAGACGAAGAACACAUUGGCCAGUUACAUUUCGUGCAUCUGAAUCAAAUCGAAAUUUAUCAAUUUUUUAGAAUUUGAAUGAACUGAAAUGUUUAUUAAUCGUUGAUAAUUACUAAACUAAUCGGUAAUCACAAAUACCUGUAAUCGUUGACAUUGUUGAUUAUCACGUAACAACCUAAGCAUAAAAGCUGACUUUGUUGUACCGGACCGAUGACCAAUGGUUCGUCUUUCUCUAUGAUUAUUUCUCCAGCGGUAAUAUUUUUAUUCGCUGUUAGAUAUCUGUAAAGUAGUAUUUCAUUCUUCCAUGAUUUUAUGUAUUUCUAAUCUAUGUAAAUUUCUUCCUUGUGAUGUAACUUGAAUCGUCGAGUUGAAAAUUCAUUAGUACAAAUGUAAUGAGCAAUUAACUAAAUGUAACGUAAGUCAAAUUUAUCAAAUUUUUUGUAUCUUGUUGAGAUAUUGUUCGACUUUUUUUUUACGUUAAUAAAAAUUAUAUUUUUUUAUAUAUU